Mizuhopecten yessoensis (Yesso scallop) is the source of this 4995-nucleotide messenger RNA. RefSeq names its product annexin A7-like. Gene Ontology annotation, molecular function: calcium-dependent phospholipid binding; calcium ion binding. NCBI's taxonomy places the organism in Eukaryota, Metazoa, Mollusca, Bivalvia, Pectinida, Pectinidae. Gene Ontology annotation, cellular component: cytoplasm. The transcript has 15 exons. The record is from RefSeq and is a predicted model, not a curated record. The coding region runs from base 1 to 1842 and encodes 613 amino acids.
AUGGGUAAACACAAGAAGAACAAGCACCAUGGCCACGGCAGCAGCAGCAGCAGCUCAUCCUCAUCAUCUUCCGACAGCUCGGACAAUGAGUACAAACAUCUCCCGAAACAUGAGAGGAAAAUGCGGAAGAAGAUGAGAAAGCAGAUGAAAAAGGGAAUUCUGCCCAAAGGAACGAUUCUUCCAGGCGCUCCCGGCUAUCAUGGUGGGGCUCCCGGCCAUCAUGGUGGGGCUCACGGCCAUCAUCCCCAAUCAGGUUACCCCGCACAACCAGGUUACCCCGCACAACCAGGUUACCCAGCACAACCAGGUUACCCUGCACAACCGGGAUACGGCGCCCCAGGGAUGGCUCCGGGAAUGGUUCCCCCUCCUGGACAGGCUAAUUACAGUGGUGGUGGGUUUGCAGCACCAGGAGCAGGCUAUCCAGCCGCCCCUAACCCAGGGUAUCCCGGGGGAUACCCACAAGGAACAGUUCCACCACCCGCUGGAUACAGCCAACCUAGUGGUUACCCUGCACAACCAGCUGGUUACCCGGCGCAACCCGGCUACCCGGCGCAACCAGGUGCACCUGGGGGAUAUCCAAGUGGUGGUACCAGUUACCCUGCUCAGCCAGCUGCUGCAGGUUACCCUGGCCAGCAACCAGCAGCUUUCCAAGGUGCAGGUGGUGCAGGGUAUGCUCCCCAGCAGCCGGGCUAUCAAGGAGGGGCUCCCUCCUACCCCCAACAGGGACCAGGGGGCAUGCCCCCACAGCACCAGCCCCCUCAACAGCCUGCUUACUCAGGAGCGGGUGUUCCUGGGGCAACAACUGGAAUGGGGGCCAUGAACAUAAGUGGAGGUGCCGGGGGUCAAGGGGAGGUAGCUCGCCCAACUGUUAGACCUGCCAAACCAUUCUCUCCGGAGCAGGAUGCAGAAAUUCUACGAAAGGCCAUGAAGGGAUUCGGAACUGAUGAAAAAGCCAUCAUUAGUGUGAUCAGUGCACGGACCAAUCAGCAGCGUCAGCAGAUUCUAACCAUGUUCAAAACCAUGUAUGGCAAGGAUUUGAUUGCUGAUCUGAAAUCUGAGCUGAGUGGAGAUCUGGAGGAACUGAUUAUGGGCAUGUUCAAACCGACCACCUACUUUGAUGCGUGGUCUCUUCAUAAAGCAAUGACAUGUGUCGGCACGAAAGAAGCAGUUCUCAUUGAAAUUCUCUGCACAAGAUCCAAUGCAGAAAUUAAAGAGAUUGUGGAAUGUUACAAGAAACAUUUUAGCAGAUCUCUGGAACAGGAUAUAUCAUCAGAGACGAGUGGACAUUUUAAGCGGCUUUUGAUAUCUUGUUGCCAGGGAAACAGGAAUGAGUUGACUCCCGAUCAACAACAGCGUCUGGCCUACCAGGGACUGGAAGGCGUGGUAGACAGGGCGCUCGCCCAACAAGACGCCCAGAAACUGUACCAAGCUGGUGAGAAAAUGAUUGGCACUGACGAAUCUGCAUUCCUCACCGUCAUGGCUGUCAGAAACCACUACCAACUCCGGGCCACCUUCCAGGAGUACCAGAAGAUUUCCGGAAAGGACAUCCUGAAGUCAGUGAAAAGCGAGUUCUCCGGAGAUGUUGAAGAUGGCUUCAAAGCUCUAAUCUCGUCUGCAAUGAAUCGACCGAAGUACUUUGCUGACCUCUUGCACAAGUCUAUGGCUGGACUUGGAACGAAGGACUCGACUCUAAUCAGGAUCAUUGUGUCAAGAUCUGAGAUUGAUCUGCAGGAUAUUAAGGAGGAAUACCUGGUCCACCAUCAUAAAACUCUCCGUACAGCCGUCGCUGGAGACACUAGGGGAGACUACGAGAAACUACUCCUCGCCCUUAUUGGCAAUUAAUUCGCUAAUUAAUGUAAAUGUAGGUUAUAAUUAGAUAAAUUCUGAAAUUCGAUCAAUACAACUGAUAUCGAUUUUGUCAAUGUAGAAAUAAAUUCCGAUUUAAAUUACAUGUUAGUUAGAUAUUACAAGUGUCAUUUAGUAGUUAGAGAUUUAGUGUUGUCCAAAAGAUUGCAAAAAAUAAAUUUGAGAAAAUUUGUAUUUUAAGAGUUAACAUGUAAAAAUUACCUUUCACUUUAGAAGAUCUUCAAAUGGAUAAACUUAACGUACAUAUCUACAAAUUAGGAGGGAAAUUUGAAACUUCUUUUGGGUUUUGACUUGAUAUCAUGUUACCCGUAUAUUUCUUAAGGAAUGUUGUACUGUAUAGACUUAUAUUUAAACAUUUAUAGAUACUAGUAUGACGAAAUGCUCUUGUUAAACUUGAUUUUUUGGCAAUGCUGUCAUGUUGCAUCUUUUCUUGUGCUGUGAAUGAAGGCUUUACAGCGCUGUCUUCUCUGAACGAAAACUAGUUCUAUUAUAAAAAGGUUUCACUUUACAAGUUUUUUUCAUUAUGUACCUAAAUUUUGACUUGGAAUGUUGUUAAUAUGUGAUAAAUAUAAUUUAUGCUGUAUUCAGAAAAUUGUUAAAAGUUAAUGAUAUUUAAAUGUUAAAUAUUGUCAUUUUGAUCGUAAAUUUUUCUUACUUUUUAAUGUUGUUGUUUUUAGAGAAGUUUACAGUUGCUGGUAUCUAUUGUUGGAUGGUUUAAUUUAAUGGUGUUGACCAAUAUUUACAUAAAGGUUGUAAAUAUAUACAACAUUAUCAUAUGGUUAGUCUACCUUGCUCAGUGUUAUUGAACUUUGCACAUCUUCAAUGAACAAUAAAUGCCAAAACUAAACUUGAUGCCUCAUAUUUUGCUUGGGCUGUGAAUUAACAUUUAAAUCUGAUUAAAAUUGAAACCAUGGGUCCAUUAAAAUUGACUACGCAUAAUAAUGAAUGUUGUGGAAAUGAGAAUAUUAUCUUAAAAGUUUCGAGAUUAUUUGAAAGUUUUAGGUGAGAGACUUUUUAAGUCAAUGUGGUUUUUCUUCUUCUUUUUUUUCUUUUUUUUUCUUGACACUGUCACUUAAAGUUGUGUGAAACACCUUCACAAUUAAAUUGUUAUGAAUUUUAUACUUGAUAAUUAACAUAAAAAAUUGCCUAAUCUGACCCCUGAUUAUUCUGACAUUCUGUCCAGUCUGCCCCCUUAGUUUUCUGACAUUUUGUCUAAUCCAACAUCCACUUGUUCUGACAUCAAGUCAUAUCCUGCAAACAACUGGAAUCCCAUUUCUUACAUAAUUACAAGAUAAAACCUCUGUAUUCUGACACUUUGUCUAUUGCAGUCAAUGUGUUGGAUCUCACAAAGUGUCAGAUUGGACAGGUUUCACUCUACUUUAUAUUGAUGGUUGUGUAUUGUUAUUGGAUCAAGUUACAUUUAUUUUUACCAAAGGUCAACGGCAACCACUUAAUGCAUGGUGUAUGCUCUACAACUCUUGCCGUCCGAGGCAGAUAUGGGGGAUGUUUCUACAGCCCCAAAGACCUCUGGUUUUUGAAAAUUAUUUACUUGUAUUUGUUAAUUUCCAGAGUUGUGCUUCAGACAGCAUCACAAUAUUGAUCGAAAAAUGUGCAAAAUUCAAUCACAAAUGAACAAAGCAAGAUAUAUAUUUCAUCUUUAAGCACAAUUGAUUGAAAGAUAUGGUAAUUUGUACCUUUCUUUAAUCAAUCAGAAAUUGUCCAUGCUGACAUUAAGGAAAGGAUGACAAACCAUUUUGUGUAGAUUUCCCCGAUAACAAUUUUUAUUUGUGGAUGUGCCAAUCACCUGGUUGGGUGUGUAUGUCAAUAUUUUACAAGAGAAAAUAAAAUUUGACUGAAAGUGCUUGUUAGUUCCUAUGUUGAUGGGAAAACAGUUUCAGUCUACCAUUCUUUUUAUUUUUUUGUAAACACAUGUUUUUACUCAUGUAUUAGAUCAACUCAUUCACCCCUGAGUUUUCAUCAUGAACUAUUCCAACCUUUGAAUUGGAAGAGUUCAAAUGUGUCAUCAGGGGUUAAUGAGUUCUAAUUCACUAACAAUCAUUUAUGAAGUAACAGCGUGGAUCCAGGGGAUAUAUAGGGGUUCAAGGCUUCUGAUAUCCCCUACCCCCAAGUCUGUCAAUUUCCUUUGAAAGACUUUUUCUCUUUAGCCCUGUUCCAUUUAAUUGCUUUCCUAUCAAGUUUAAAAUUACAAUUAAAAUGGCUCUAUUUUUUUGUUUAUAAUCCCUUGGAGCCUGUCGCUAUAGAAAUGUAUACAAUCUUUUUAAGGAUAUUUUGAGGUGCUGGAACCAUGUAAUCAACAUAACGCUUUACUGCUUGUCAGUUAAGGAUUGAAUCCUGUUGUGAGUCUUAAGAUAAAUUUUAUGAACUGCGUCAACUGGAAAGUUCAUUGUAUUAUAACCUAUAAAAUUUUAAGUAGUUAUGUUGAGUCGAAGUUCAGUAGAAAUGAAAAUGUUUUAGAUAAACCCAGAUUAUUGAAUAAAGGUAAAAAGAAGUAAUGGGCUAAUGAUCAAUUAUAAUCGAAAAUUAAUCGUUUUUUCCUUUUCGAUUCUGAUUAUUACGUACAAAUUCCAUAAUUGACAAAUUGGUUCAUUAUUGAAAUCAAUGAGUCGAAUGUUCACAACAUAAAGUAUGUAUUGAAAGUGAGACGUUUUUUCCCAAAAAAUACUAUAUGAUUUAAAAAACAGCAUUGAGUUGCUCAAAUUCUGUUUAUUUAAGGAAUAACUUGAAUAUAUUUUUAAUGUUAUGGAGCUAUAACACAGAAAAAGGGAGUGUACUCUAAAUAAACCGCGAAGGGGUUUGUGAUGAGAGUACACCCCGUUUUUUUGUGUUAUAGUUCUUGUGUUACUAUAAUAACAUUCCUUUAUAUCAAGUAGUAAUUCAAUUUUGACAUAUCAUACAACAUAAAUUCUUAACGAGAUUCCUGCCAUACAAAAUAUUGUAGUCAUUUAGCUGUAAUGUAACUUAUAGUUUUUAAUGAAUUUGCUCUUAAAUUGUAAAUCUAUCCUGCCAUUUUCUUGUAUGCUUUCUGUUAAAUGUCAAGUUUGAUGAUCAUUUUUCAAUGUUAUAUAAUCUUCUGCUGUUGACAAUUCCCUUGGUAUUAAACUUUCACAC